AUGACUGCCACCAAGUUCGGACGCUUCCUUCCGCGCGGCGUGUACGCCCCGAUCAACACCUUCUUCCACGACGACGAGUCGCUCGACCUCGACACGUUCAAGAAGCACGCCCACUACGUCGCGAGCGCUGGAGUCGGUCUCGUUGCGCUCGGCUCCAUGGGUGAAGCCGUCCACCUGUCGCACUCUGAGCGCAACGCCGUCGUGACCGCCGCUCGCGAGGCUCUCGACGCCGACCCUGCGCUCGCCGACAUCCCGCUCAUCGUCGGCACGGGCGCGUGCUCGACGAGGGAGACGAUCGAGCUCACCAAGGAGGCGGCCGAGAGGGGCGCCAAUUACGCCAUGGUCAUUGCUCCUGGCUACUUUGCCGGCGCGCUCGGCAAGCCGGCGCUCAAGCAGUUCUUCGUCGACGUCGCCGAGGCGAGCCCCAUCCCUAUCAUCGUGUACAACUACCCGGGAGCUGCGUCCGGCAUCGACAUCGACUCGGACCUCAUGACGGAGAUCGCCGCCGCGUCCAAGAACAUCGUCGGCACCAAGUUGACCUGCGGCAGCGUCGGCAAGCUCUCUCGCUUGACGACCCUGCGCGACGACUUUGCCGUCCUGGGCGGGUUUGUCGACUUCCUCGCGCCCUCGGUCUUUAUCGGCGCGGCGGGCGGCAUCACGGGCCUCGCCAACAUUGCGCCCAAAACCUGCCUCAAGCUGUACCGCGACACGGUCGCGUCGCUGUCGGGCAAGGUCGACCCGGCCGCCGCGGCCGAGCUGCAGGGCGUCGUGUCGCGCGCCGACUGGGUGCUCGUCAAGGGCGGCAUCUCGGGCACCAAGUACGCGCUGAGCCAGGUGCGCGGGUACGGCGGCGUGCCGAGGCGGCCAAUCUUGCCGUUCGACGCGGGCGAGGGCAAGGGCGACAAGGUCGUCGCCGACCUGCAGGAGAUUCUCAAGAUUGAGAACAGUCUGUGAGCGACGAGCCUGCAACGCGCUUUCUGUUCGAGUCGAGCC
Rhodotorula graminis WP1 is the source of this 993-nucleotide messenger RNA. RefSeq lists its product as uncharacterized. The coding region runs from base 1 to 954 and encodes 317 amino acids. The record is from RefSeq and is a predicted model, not a curated record. The transcript is spliced from 10 exons. Gene Ontology annotation, molecular function: 4-hydroxy-tetrahydrodipicolinate synthase activity. Lineage: Eukaryota; Fungi; Basidiomycota; Microbotryomycetes; Sporidiobolales; Sporidiobolaceae.